AUGGUUAAGGGAGACCUAGAUGAGCCUGUACUGUCUGCCUCAGUAAGCAGUGUCUAUGAAGGUGAAUCAGUGACUUUGACCUGUAGUAAAUCUGAUGGUGACCCAGACGCUAGUAUCACGUGGUAUAAAGAUGGACAAGCACUCAGCACCAUAGACACCAAUAGAUUUACUACAAGUGAAGAUGCUCUUGAAAUACACAUUGAAGCUUCAAGUGCAGCUGAUGGUGGCAGGUAUACAUGCAAAGCUGAAAGUGAUCAAUUCAGAGGAGAAGAGGGCAAAACCAGUAAUCAAAUUGAAUUGAAAGUAAUAUAUCUUACAAUUACAUUUGAAUCAAAAGAUGACACCGCAACAUGCACUGCAGAGGGUUAUCCCAACCCGUCUUCUGUAACGAUUUACAAAGAUGGAAAAAUGAUUGAGAAUGGGACACUUACUGCAUUCAUGAAAAUUUAUGAAGAUAUUUGUAAAUUAAACAUCACAUGCUAUGCAGAGAAUGGAGAAGUUAAUGCAACAGAACCACUGAAGACCUGUAAAGUUCCAUCUAGUCGUAUAGCCCUGACUAUUGGAAUGCUUUUUGUUGGCGUCCUUGUUGGUUGCUUCGGACUAGCGGCUGGAUUGAUCGGCUACAUUAGGAUUAAACAGAAGAAAUCUGAAGCCAUGCAAAGUAUCGACACCAGAAAGCAAGAUACUUACAUGAAAUACACAGCAGAUAACAGUGAUGAGAACCAUACUUAUCAAGGUCUGCAGCACACAAAAGAAGAAACAGCUUACGUUAAUAGCAGGACGAAGAAAUCUGAAGCCAUGCGAAGUACCGAUACCAGAAAGCAAGAUACUUACAUGAAAUACACAGCAGAUACCAGUGAUGAGAAGCAUACUUAUCAAGAUCUGCAGCACACAAAAGAAGAAACAGCUUACGUUAAUAGCAGGACGAAGAAAUCUGAAGCCAUGCGAAGUACCGACACCAGAGAGCAAGAUACUUACAUGAAAUACACAGCAGAUACCAGUGAUGAGAAGCAUACUUAUCAAGAUCUGCAGCACACAAAAGAAGAAACAGCUUACGUUAAUAGCAGGACGAAGAAAUCUGAAGCCAUGCGAAGUACACACACCAGAAAGCAAGAUACUUACAUGGAAUACACAGCAGAUACCAGUGAUGAGAAGCAUACUUAUCAAGAUCUGCAGCACACAAAAGAAGAAACAGCUUACGUUAAUAGCCGGACGGUAAAGUACCAUCAUAAGUGA
This is a messenger RNA of Anneissia japonica, 1236 nucleotides long. RefSeq lists its product as uncharacterized. Gene Ontology annotation, cellular component: cell-cell junction. Gene Ontology annotation, molecular function: cell adhesion molecule binding. The coding region runs from base 1 to 1236 and encodes 411 amino acids. The record is from RefSeq and is a predicted model, not a curated record. Gene Ontology annotation, biological process: cell-cell adhesion. The transcript has 12 exons. Lineage: Eukaryota; Metazoa; Echinodermata; Crinoidea; Comatulida; Comatulidae.